AUGGCCACCAUUACAGCCGAUCCUGCUGCAGAUGGCAAGUCAAACAUCAUAAAAACUCCUGCGCAGUUGAUGAAAGAACAGCAUGAGGCUGCGGAGGUCCAUCGGGUCACUGUUGAAGACGUCCCAGACGAAGAUGACCUUCAGCACCCUCCACCUCCCCAUGAACAUGUGGAAAAGGCGAAGCACACUACAAGUACAACUAACGGCACGACCGAUCCUCCAUUGUCAGAAAAGGCCGCAGGCAAGCAGAAGGCUACCGACAAACCCACCGUUCUGGACACUCAAUCCGACGAAGCUUUCCCUGCCUUGGGAGCUGCGACGAAACCGACUGCAGUCCCGGCAGCUCGUGCUCCGGGUUGGGUUGCCAGUGCCUCCGCAAAGGCUCCUCCGACAAAUGGCUCACCAGCCCUUGGACCACGACCAACUUCGUCUGGGGCGGGCACUCCCAUCUCACCUCCAGGCGCCAGAACCCCGGUCACCACCGCACCGGGUGCUCGUGGCAAUGUCUUGCUCCCAGGCAGAUAUCGCGACUCCUUUGAGAUUGACAAUGCCGAUCUCGACAAGAGCAAACCGGUAAAACGCAUCCUAGACGAUGUGAAGAAGAAGUUCAACGUCAUCGUCACACCCAAAUCGACCAAUUUCGCAACCCGGACCGAAUUCAUUGCAGAAGGCCCCAAGGCCCGUGUGACCGAGGCCUUGAUGUACGUGUCGAAGGAGUUGACACUGGAGAAACAAGUCAAACUCGAGAUCCCCUCGGCGGUGUCGGCACAAAUCAUCGGCAAGGGAGGCGCAAACAUCAAGAAGCUUGAGAACCAGUUUAACGUGAAGAUCCGCAUCGAGCGAGACACAAGACCAGUGGCCAGCCCUGAAGAGGUGAGAACCGAUGUUGUCGAGAUUCGCGGCAAUGCUGCCCAAGUACGACAAGUCUACGAACAAAUCUCCAACCAGGUCAAAGCUCUUCAGCCAAAGGUCGACCUUCCAGUGCGAGGAAUCCCUCCGGAAUUCUACCCAUUUAUCGCUGGGCAGCAUGCAGACCGUCUCCGACAAUUGGAGCAAGAGCGUGAUCUCCAUAUCAACGUGCCACCAUAUUACACCUGGCAACAACAACCACCAUCGCGGCCCGCCGAGGACAACCACGGCCCCGCAUUCGUCCCUCACGGAGAUAGUCAUAUUGUUAUUUCUGGGGAACAAGCUGCCGCCGUGGAAGCCCGUGCUUUGCUCGAGCAAUUGGCGGAAGAGCUACAGAAAGAACUCAUGCUCGAAGAAGUCGCAGCGGAACAGAUUCUCCACCCUUACAUCGUGGGCGACCGUGGGAUGGAUCCGCUGAAGUUUUUGGAGGAGACUGGCUGCGUGGUCAUUCUGCCUCCUCCGCAGCAUGAGACUGAGGAUAUUCACAUCAUUGGGCCGAAGGACAAGCUCAGUGCUGGCCGCAACCUAGCAGAGGAAUUGAUGUCCAGAAAGCACAACCGCGCAGUCGACAUGCACAAGCAUUUUCAAGACGCUCCACAGGGCCCCGAACGACAUUCCAGAGCACUUGCUCAGUACUUGCAGCAGAAGGCCAUUGAGCGCGAAUUCAUGAAUUCCCACGGCGCGGAAAUCGUCUUCCCCCAAAGCUCGAGUGCUUCGCCAAGCUGGAGUGUCAUUAGCAAUGACCCCCAGAAGGCCCUUUCCGCCCGCAAUGAGCUGUCCAAGAUCGCGCAGGCGUACCCAUCGGCGAGACUGCAGCUUGUUGAGGUGGAUCCAUUCUUCCAUCCCCACCUCCAACAAAUGCAAGGAUCGCGCCUGAAGGAUGAUUAUGGAGUCCACAUGAUUGUUCCCCAAGACGGCUCCGAUCCAGUCGUUCUGGUUUAUGAAGGCCCUUCUCAAAGCGAGGCUUCUCAAAGCGAGGCUUCCUCGAUCCCACGAACAAAACCCACCAAAGCCGAUAUUGCUAACUUCGAGAAGGCUUUGCAACAGGCUCAAGCACAAUUGUUGAGCAACAUCCCACAUCAAGGUAUAUCAGUGCAGGACGUUCAUGUUCCCAAAAAGUUCCAGGACAAGGUUCGGAGGUUUGUGAAGAACGAACCCCAACCCUCUCCUCCAGAAGCCUUCCCAGUGCAAGUCGAGUUUGGUGUCCCUAGAGACCAGAAGCAGUCCAAUGGUGUCUCGCGAGGCUCCCCGUCCGAGCGGUUAUAUUUGAGAGGACCAAGCGAGGCGGAUGUUGCAGACCUUCGCAGCAAGAUCGAAGCUUUCUUAAAAGAGGCCGAGCAGGACGAGAGGGAGCGCGGUUACACCACGACCUUGGCAUUCCCGGCUCAAUUCAACAAGAAUCUGAUCGGAAAACAAGGUGCAAACAUCAAAGCCCUUCAGGAAAAGCAUGACGUGGAUAUUAACACUCGCGAGCCUGGCAAAAUCACCAUUCAAGGGCCGCAGAAGAAGGCCGAGGCUUGUAAAGCUGAGAUCCAGCGACUGGCCAAGCAGUGGGAAGACGAGGUCAGCUUUGCCAUCAAGAUCGAUCCCAAGUAUCACGGCAUGCUGGUGGGCAAGAGCGGAGAGAAUCUGCAAAAGAUCCAAAGCAAGGUGGACAAUGCCGUGCGGAUUGACUUCCCCAAAGCCACCAGAGUCAGUGACGACGCUUCCGUGGCAGAUAAUGCCAGCGAGGCUGGUGGUAAUAAAAGUCAUGCCCACGAUGAGAUCAGAAUCCGAGGACCCCGGGCAAAGGCCGAAAAGGUGCGCGACGAGCUGCUGAGUUUGUACCAAUACUUGGUCGACAAUUCCCAUACGGCAACCGUGUCGGUGGCGCAGGGGCAGAUUGCUUCCCUCAUCGGCAAACGUGGUCAGGAGAUGGAGAAGUUGAGGGCCGACACAGGAGCUCAGAUUGACAUUCCCAAACCUGAUGGCUCGGACCGUGUCACCAUUCAGAUCAGAGGUACCAAACAACAAGUGGAUAAGGCCAAACAGGAGCUUGAGAAGCGAUCCAAAGCUUUUGACGACAUUGUCACCCGGAACCUGAACGUCGACAGAAGACAUCACCGUGCUCUGAUUGGUGCUGGCGGGUCCAACAUCCAGAGUAUCGUGGCCAAAGCUGGUGGUACAAACACAAGUGCGGAACAUGUUCGUUUCCCUCGUCCCGGAGAGGAAUCCGAAACUCUCGUUGUCAAGGGAACCGCCGAUGUGGUUGACCAAAUCGUGGCAGCAAUUCAAAGCUUUGUGGACGAGAAGGAAAACCAGACUACGGAGACAGUUGAUGUCCCCGUCACGCAGCACCGAGAAUUGAUCGGACCCAACGGAAGUAGCCGGAAGAAGUUGGAAGCAGAGUUUGGGGUGACCAUCAACGUACCUCGUCAAGGAAGUGGUGACACGGGGGUCAAGGUUACUGGUCGACCAGAGAACGUCCAAAAGGCCAAGGAACAUUUCCGAAAGAUGACCAGCCGGCCACAAGGCGAGACCAUCAUGGUCCCGCGGUCGUUGCAUCACGUCAUUUCUAGAAAUGGUGCUCUCUUCCGCGAGUUGUCCAGAGACGGCGUUCGCGUCGACCAUAACGGACAGAAGCCGCCGCCAAAAGGCAAGGCCGGUGCCCGCGGGCCUAAGGCACCCAACACCAAUGGCAGCCUGCCCCUGAUCACUGACCAGCCGGGAGAGGAGUCCUAUUCUUGGGAUAUUGUGUCGAACCAAGACGUCUUGGAUGGUGAGGCAGGAGAGAUCCCGUGGGUGAUUCUGCCUGGCAAAGAUGCUUCGGAAGAAACGGUGGCGAAGAUCAAACAGAAGAUCCAGUCAUUGAUGGAAAGGGCGAAAGAGCCUCAACACACCGGGUAUCUGGUUCUCCCGGACCCCCGACUGCAUCGCCACAUUAUUGGACAAGGUGGACACACCAUCAACGCCAUUCGCAAGGCAUCUGGCUGUGACAUUCAAGUUCCAAACAAGAAUUCCAACCGAGGAGGAGCAGAUGAAGGAGAUGCCAUUACUAUUGUGGGCAAGAAGGAGGGUGUAGAGUCGGCCCGCGAUUUGAUCCUAGAGGAGAUCAAGCGUGCUGAAGCAGGAAGAAGCACUCCACGAGGUCGGCCAUAA
Molecule: messenger RNA, 4047 nt
Organism: Capronia coronata CBS 617.96
Lineage: Eukaryota; Fungi; Ascomycota; Eurotiomycetes; Chaetothyriales; Herpotrichiellaceae
Exons: 2
Coding region: 1-4047 (1348 amino acids)
Biological process (GO): nuclear division
Cellular component (GO): cytoplasm; nucleus
Molecular function (GO): mRNA binding
Source: RefSeq, a predicted model, not a curated record